Messenger RNA from Drosophila elegans, 1332 nucleotides. Its product is annotated as ficolin-2-like. The coding region runs from base 212 to 1201 and encodes 329 amino acids. The transcript has 2 exons. Lineage: Eukaryota; Metazoa; Arthropoda; Insecta; Diptera; Drosophilidae. The record is from RefSeq and is a predicted model, not a curated record.
ACCUCUCACCAGUGCAAACCAAAUAACUCCAAGUAAAGAUUUUAUUCGCUAUGAAGAUUGUAAGGCGACAAUCAACGACGUUGUCAAUCAAACAGUACAGUGGAAGAUAACAAAAAUUACUAAAAGCUGGCAGAUUAAAUGAAAUUUAAAAAAUAACAUAAUAAGAACCCAAACUAAACAGCUUGAGGACAAAAACGACUUAUUGAAUAGGAUGGAGCAGACUAACAAGAACUUGGAAAGUCGGUUAUUGAAUGCUGAAAGACAAAGCAAAUCGAUGUAUGAGACUCUAACUGACAACAUCAUUAGCCAAGCUAAACAGCUUAGGGACAAAGAGGACUUCUUAAAUACCAUGGAGCAGACUAACAAGAAUUUGGAAAGUCGUUUAGUGAGUGCUGAAAGACAAAGCAAAUCGAUUUAUGAGAAGCUAACUGACCAGAUCAAUACCCAAGCUAAACAGCUCAAGGAAAAUGAUGACUUACUGAGUUCAAUGGCGCAAACUAUUAAGGACUUAAAAAGUCGGUUAGAAACUGCUGAAGGUCAAAGCAAAUCGUUUAUUGAGGAGCGAACUGAAUGUCCCAUUGGCAGUCCAAGUGGCAUUUACAAAAUACAAAUACCCGAAAUAGAAUACUUUGAAGCUCCAUGCGAUGGAGAUGGCUGGUUAACAAUACAAAGGCGUAUGGAUGGAUCCGAGGACUUCAAUCGAACGUGGGAGGAUUAUAAGAAUGGAUUCGGAGAUGUAAGGAAAGAGUUUUUCCUGGGGCUUGAAAAACUUUAUCGAAUAACUGAUGCAGGUCAAUAUGAACUAUACAUUGUGCUUGGCGAUGUUAAUGGAACAUCCAAAUACGCCCAUUACGGUAGUUUUGGGAUUGAUAGCGAAGCAGAAUCGUACAGAAUUAAAGACGUAUAUAACCAUUUCCUAGGAGGUCCAGCCGGACACUCCCUAAUAUAUAAUGCGUGGGACAAGUUUAGCACUUAUGAUCGCGACAACGACUUAUCCAAUGAGAAUUGCGCAGUAAAGCACGGUGGCGGUUGGUGGUACGAUAGGUGUGGAAUCAGUACCCUCAAUGGAUUGUACCUUAAAGAUGGCGUUGUAAGAAACAAAGUGUUUGGCAUUCAUUGGGGUACCUGGUCCCCAAAAGCCUUUGAAUUCUCACUUACCUUUGUUGAGAUGAAAAUUCGUCGUAUUAACCCUGAUCUUUAACUUGGCCAAAGGAGUCCAAUGCUGACUCGGAAAAAUAUAACUAUAUAUCCAUCAGUUAACCAACAUUUAGUAAUUGUAAUUCAUUUUUCCUAGAAGAACCAUAAAAUAAAGCAAUUAAUUUUAGAAAACUA